Oncorhynchus masou masou (cherry salmon) is the source of this 1233-nucleotide messenger RNA. Its product is annotated as solute carrier family 35 member F4. The transcript is spliced from 7 exons. NCBI's taxonomy places the organism in Eukaryota, Metazoa, Chordata, Actinopteri, Salmoniformes, Salmonidae. The record is from RefSeq and is a predicted model, not a curated record. Bases 1 to 1233 code for a protein of 410 amino acids.
AUGCUGAAAAACAGAGGGGACGCCAGCCCGCGGCUGAAGAUGGGCAGGAUGGAGGGCAGGGUGGAGGGCAGGGCAGAAGAGUGUGUGGAGAAGAGAGAGGACAGUAAGAGCCGUUGUGCCCGCUGCCCGCUGAGAGCCAUGUGUCGAGCUGUGUGGGGGCUGGUCCUUGGGUGCUGUGUGGCCCUGGCGUGGGCAGUGGGCACACACAGUGCCAAGCAGUCUCUGGAGCAGCUCCAUGCCCCCUUCUUCACUAUUUGGUUCUGCAGUACAUGGAACCUCCUCCUCUUCCCCCUUUACUACCUGGGACACCUGCUAGGGGCAGAGCAGAGACAGUGGCCCACAGCCUGCUUCAGGCAGUGCAGUGGCUUCCUGGUGGAGGAGGACAUGACAGUGAGAGUGCUCCUGAAGGGUGCAGCACCGUUCUCCGUGCUGUGGAGUCUCUCAGGCUACCUGUACCUGCUGGCUCUUUGUCGCAUUUCAGCGGGAGACGCUAGCGCCAUUCUCUGCUGUAGCCAGGGCUUCAUCUUCCUCCUGUCCUGGAUCGGACUCAACGACCGGUUCAUGGGUGUACGGAUAGUGGCUGUAAUUCUCUCCAUCACAGGAAUCGUCAUGAUGGCGUAUGCUGACGGUUUCCAUAGCGACUCAAUCACAGGGGUGGCCCUGGCAGUAGGCUCAGCUUCAACCACUGCCCUGUACAAGGUGUUGUUUAGAAAGCGAGUGGGAGAGGUGCAUCCGGGUACUGCCAGUGUUCUGCUGUCCUGUGUGGGGCUAUGCUGCUGUGUCCUCCACUCCUGGGUGUGUGUGAUACUCUACCUCACACAUGUGGAGUACUGGCCUCCAAUCCAGUACAUCCCCUGGGACGCAUUGUGCGUGAUGGCCUCCCUGCUCCUUGCUUUCAAUGUCUUGGUGAAUCUAGGAAGUGUGCUUGCCUACCCCUCCCUUAUUUCUCUUGGAAUGUUACUGAGCAUCCCAGCUAAUUCAGCAGUGGAUUUCUAUGUCGCUGCAGCCCCCCAGCUCAGCCAGGUCAGAGUGGCUGCAGCAGCUAUCAUCGGGGUGGGCUACCUCUUACUGCUGCUCCCUGGAAACUGGGAUGAUAGUGUUGUCCACUGGAUAGAGGGUCUGUGGCAAGGAGGAUGGAAAGAGGACAGUGUGGUUGGAGAAGAUGGAGGAGCUGAUGGAGGAGAAAUUGCAAAGCCCAAGCCCAAACCAGCAGGCAUUGCUGCCAUAACAUGA